Molecule: messenger RNA, 1733 nt
Organism: Podarcis muralis (Common wall lizard)
Lineage: Eukaryota; Metazoa; Chordata; Lepidosauria; Squamata; Lacertidae
Gene: ABHD16B
Product: abhydrolase domain containing 16B
Biological process (GO): phosphatidylserine catabolic process; monoacylglycerol catabolic process
Cellular component (GO): endomembrane system
Molecular function (GO): monoacylglycerol lipase activity; glycerophospholipase activity
Source: RefSeq, a predicted model, not a curated record
GGAGGCACGACCUCACUGAUUGUGACACUUCCCUGUGGACUAGGGGUGCUGAGGGCCCUGAUGGGCAGGCGCCAAUGACCACUUCACCAUGGCCAAAGGGGUGAGCUCCAACCAGUUCCAAAGCCCGCAUCAUGUACCUAUGAAGUAAUCUAUCCGUCAACGGGAAAGCUCUGGAGACGUCAGAAAUAUCUGCCGUGGGGCAACCUUCCUUGCCCACACCUCUUUUUAUGUAAUUUAUGCCUCUCCUAGAAGAUAACCAUUAUCUCUCUCCAUGUGCGUCUUCUGUUUUCCAAAGGCUCUGGCCCACAUAUUCAAAACCUAUUUUAUGGCCAGCUACGACUUUGAGUUCAGCAACUGGCCUGUUGACUUCCGGUGGGACGAGGCCGGCGUCAACGGCAGCCCGCCCAGCCAUGGUGGCAGCAACAGAGGCCACGGUGGCUGCCCGAUCCUGGUCAAAGCGGCGACGAGAGCGUGUCCGCUGGCUUCGGCCUUGAUAAGAGGCCCUAGCAGACACCGGGUCUCACGCUGGAACCUCCUCCGCCACUUCAAGCAAAUGCCCGGCCAGUGGGCCAGCUAUAUCAUGGCGCACUCUUUGGGCCGCUGGCUGAUCUACCCUGGCUCCGUCUUCCUCCUGAACCAAGCUCUGUUGCCCGUCCUGGCCAAGGGCCAAGCUCGCCUCUUGAAGGAUUACAAUGGGAAGCGGGCCAAGCUGGUGGCUCGCGACGGGAACAAGAUUGACACCAUGUUUGUGGACCGGAGGGACAAGCUGAAAGGACAAGGGGAGCAGCGAGGGAACCGGCUGGUGGUUUGCUGCGAGGGGAACGUCAGCUUCUACCAGUGGGGCUGCCUCUUCACCCCCUUGAGGACCGGGUACUCCGUGCUGGGGUGGAACCACCCCGGUUUCGCUGGGAGCACCGGCCAGCCUUACCCGGAGAACGACGCCAACGCGGUGGACGUCGUGAUCCGGUAUGCCACCUGCCGCCUGGGCUUCAACAUAGAAGACAUUGUUGUGUACGGGUGGUCCUUAGGGGGCUACUCUGCCACGUGGGCUGCCAUGACGUACCCGUCUCUGGGAGCCCUGGUGCUGGACGCCACUUUCGACGACCUGCUCCCCUUGGCCCUCAACAUCAUGCCCAAGAGCUGGAAGAAGCUGGUGGUUCGGACGGUGAAGGAGCACUUCAACCUCAACGUGGGUGAGCAGCUGUGCCGGUACCAGGGACCCGUCUUGCUGAUCCGCAGGACCAAAGACGAGGUCAUCACCACCUGCCCGUUUGGCCUGGAGGACCAGAUCACCAACCUCAGGUGCAACCGAGCCAACGAGCUGCUAGUGCAGCUCCUGGAGCAUCGCUACCCUGAAAUCAUGUCCCAGGACGGGUUGGAGGCUGUCCAGGUCUGGCUCAGGGCUGCCAACCCCAAACAGGAGGAGUCUGUUUACAAGCGGUACAGGAUAAAUGACGAGUGGUGUGUCAAGGAGCUGCAGAAGUACAAAGACAGCCUUGAGGACGGGAGCCCCUCUUUCCCUUGCAGGGUGGGGAAGCACCUCGCCCGCCGAGGGAAGCAGCUGAUGGCCCUGUUCCUGGCCAAGAAGCACAUGAGGAACGUGGACGCCACGCACUGGUCUCUCCUCAAGCCGGAUGACUUUCAGAUGCCCUGGAAGUUGUAGCAGGAGAUGGGGAGAGGGAUCAGGAGGAGAGAGAAAGACGCAUAAAGAAAGAAUGAGAAAGAGACAGGCU